AUGUUUCAACAAACAACAUCGGGAACUAAAUCGUCGAAAUCGGUGGCAGCAACAAAAGCAAUAGAUGAUAAUGUGAAAGGUACAGCGAUAGAAUUUUCAUUAGGUACAUCAUCACAAACUGAUGAUAAUACUGCAAUUGCUAUUCAAUCAACAAAAAAAUCAUUGUUAAAACGUUUACGAAGAAAGUUAUCAGUAAAUUUCUCAUUAAAAGAAGAUAGCAAAAAGAAGAAGCAAAAUGAGAAAGCUGUCAGUAUCACGAAAUUAAAAAAGAAUGAUCGAGUCAAUAAAUGGCUAAUUUUGGAGCUUAUUGGUAAAGGUUCAUUUGGAUGUGUUUACAAAGUUGGAUAUCAUGGUGAACGGUAUGCGCUUAAAUUCGAUCUCGGAUAUUGUAAUGAAAAACCGCUAUCAGUUGAAAAGCAUAUAUUAGAAUUAGCUAAAAAAGCGGAAAGUAAGCAUAUCUGUCGUCUUAUCGAUGAUGGAAAUUAUCAUGGCUGUGAAUAUAUUGUAAUGACGCUUGUUGGUAAAUCAUUACGAGAUAUUCUGAUGGAGCAGAAAAAGAAAAAGCUUUCUGCCGGAUGUGUUAUUUCGGUUGGUUUACAAUGUGUUGAAGCAAUCGAAGAACUUCAUCGAGUUGGAUUCAUACAUCGCGAUAUAAAACCAUCAAAUUUUGCUACCGGACGAAAUGAUCUUUUACAUGGCGUUCGGAAAAUUUUUCUCAUUGAUUUUGGUUUGAGUUAUCAUUACGUCGAUUCGAAUGAUCGAUUAAAACCUGCGAAACGUGAUAUUAGCUUCAAAGGAACAUUACGUUAUGCACCAUUAGGAUGUCAUCAACGUCGUCCACCAGGUCGUCGUGAUGAUCUCGAAUCUUGGAUGUAUCAGCAGAUCGAGUUUACGACAGGAUAUUUACCGUGGAAAAAUCUCGAUGAUGAGCAAGCUAUUAUGACUAUUAAAGAGACAAUUCGAACAAAUGAUGGCAUGCAAAAGUUGCUAAAAUAUUGUCCAAAAAAAUAUAUAGAAAUUAUGAAAUAUAUAUGUAAAUUAAAACAUACAUCAAGACCGGAUUAUGAUCUUAUCUAUAAGUUGCUUCGAAAAAUUUUAUUUGAAGCACAUUUGAAAGAAUAUCCAUACGAUUGGGAAUAUGAAUCGUUGGGAUAUUUUCGUAAAAAAUGA
This is a messenger RNA of Cercopithifilaria johnstoni, 1170 nucleotides long. The record is from the annotation of a GenBank genome assembly. NCBI's taxonomy places the organism in Eukaryota, Metazoa, Nematoda, Chromadorea, Rhabditida, Onchocercidae.